UACGCGCAUGUAAAGCUCGGGGCUCGCCAGAGGGGCAGAUGUUCCCCAGUAUCGCAAGCGAACUCCCCAACUAGCCGGAGCGAGUUUGGUUCAACCCAUGGUGGCUUGUUUAACCGACGUGCAUCUGUUGCCAGGCGAAUGCCCCCAGGUAUAUAAGGGCCUGGACCUCGCCGGUCGCGCCGAGAUAGCGACACCAUCGUAACGUCCUUUGCAAGUCGUCUGCAAAAGCACUGGCGCAAAAAAAAAAAAAAACCGCGAAGUGCGCGUCUGACUGGCUCGACAACUUAAGGUUUGUUUUCUGUUUUGCGGUUUAAAGUAAAUAUGACUUUACACUGCGCUGCCGAUGCCUCGUCGUGAAGGUUUCGGAUCGUCAUCGAAUAAUGGGCAAAAGCAUGAGUCAAAAUUGAUCAAAGGAGGGACUUUUUAUUUUAAGGAGUUGACUCAUUCGGCAUCACCAUUCGAUUGUAAUCAUCAACAUCCCUACACCAGGGAAACAGUCCGUGAAAUCUAAGAUUCAAACAUCAGAGACGGCGUGAACAAAUAAGCGUACCACGUCAAACAGGAAUCAAGCCAAGGCCAACGUGCAAGUCGAUAAACUUUGCAAAGACAUCCCGAAAGUCCAAAGAAGACUGAAACAAUUUUGACGAGGUGACAAAGACGACUCGGGCCAGCCCAUCAACAUCAUGCCCAAGACAGUCGAGAGUCCGUCCGCAUCGCCGUCCUCACCGGCCAGCUUCCAUGCCUCGGAGGCCCUCCUUCCCGCAGGUUCCUCGCCACUUCUCGCCUCGUCACACCACCAGCAUCAAUCCGCCGCGGCUGCUGCGGCGGUUUUCGGCCUUCUACCCCCGUCGUCGGUGUCUAAAUCCCUACCGGUCAGCGUGGUAACUCCUAGCGUGUCGGGGAGCAACGCCCACGGCAUGAUCACGCCCUCUAACAUCACCUCGUCGUUAGGUGAGGAACUACUGAUGGAUGAGUUGAUGUACAACCGGCGUCGCCAGGUACAUGCACGGCGAAACCGAACUACUUUCACACCGCAGCAGCUCAGCGAACUGGAGACGCUUUUCUCCAAGACGCAUUACCCCGAUGUAUUUGUCCGCGAAGAUCUCGCAAUGCGCAUCAACCUCACAGAGGCCAGGGUGCAGGUGUGGUUCCAAAACCGCCGGGCCAAGUGGCGCAAGAUGGCCCGUCAGAGGCUCGGUAUCGACCCGUGGCGCACCCGCCAGAUUGCCGGCACCUACACUGGAGCCGCUGGUAACGUCGGCUUCACUGGCAACCCGUGGCUGGCUGCAGCGGCCGCGGCGGCCGGGGCGGUCCGGCCGCCAGCACUUACGUCGACCUCAGCCGGGUUUCUGUACAACGAGACCAUGGCAAGAGCAGCGCAUAACUCACUGCGAGAAAGCAUGCUCGCGGUUGCCGCCCUCCGCGAGGGGGCAGGCAUCCCGCACCUCCACACAGGGCUCCCUCUGUCGGCCUGCGGCUGCCACGUGGCCUCCGUGACGGCCAAAGACACCAAGGACGACGUGCUGGGGGGCGCCGCCAACGGUGACCUGCCGGGCACCUUUAGCUCCUGCAGCGAUGACAGCGUCAGUAGCUCCAGUGUGGCGGCGCUGCGCCUCAAGGCCAAGGAGCACGCUGACCUGGUGCACAGGGAAUCUUCUGCCAAAAACAGGGACAAUGUUUAAAGCAUUUUUAAAGUCAAUAAUCAACAAAAUACUUCGAGGGGAGAAGGUAGAACAUCAGGAAUAUCGUGAGAGUUUGACUAAGAGAACUGUCGUUCACAAACGAAUAUGUAUAACGCUGACUAGCUGAGCCAUUUCUAUUGGCUGAGUGUAAACUGGUUAUUCCAGAUGAUCACAGUUGGAAUUGCAGCUGAGGAAAUGCAAAAUAACGUUCUCGCGCAGUUUUAGUUCCAACCUUUUUGUUUAACUCGAAGGCAGGAAGUUGGGUUGGCCAUAAUGAAGUAAUCAGAUUCAGCUCUAAUGUCAUGUGGCUUUUUCGUAUAAAACCGUGACAAACCACAUAAAACGACAAUUUUUGAAAUGAUGAUUUUUCUGCAAGAGGUGUGCAGUAUCCAAUUAUUCAUGCCCUCCCGUGCAAUUAUAUAUAUAUUUUUUGUUGUCAGGCCGUGAUUAGACCAGACGUGACCUGUAAUUCUCAGAUCUGUGGCAUCAAAGUCACGAAAGUGCAAUUUCCUAUGUUAAUAAAGGUGUUCAGUAGUUUGAGUUCAAUUCGAAAGUAAACAGCAAAGAAGUCCAUGCAUGCUUAUCGCUACUGGGGAGAUCCUGAGCAGAAAAAACUCAAUCAUUCCAUAAUUCAUCAAGGCUUACACUUCGCAAAAAGUGCAAUAACAUCAGAAUCAAGGCUUUCCAAACAUCACACAAACACAAAGUGGUUUGAAAUUUCUCGGAGGCUGUACACAUAUUCUCAUUUCGGUAAAAUGGUGUACAUGUCCAACGCAGUAGCUCUGAAUGGCGCCCCCUGUGUAAUUUACAAGGGAAUCAGUUUACUCGUCUCAAAUGUAUGUCACCUGCGUACUUGUACAUAUUUAUGGUCGUAGUUGAGAUUUUAUGCGCCAGCCUUGUAUUAAAAUAGACAUCAUUAUUACCUUGGUUGAGGGUAGAUUUAGAUUGAUCAGUUUUUGAUCAUUCCUUUCUUCUGUUAAAACCGAAUAAAGAUUCAAUUGUACAUAUUACAAGCCGUGUGAUGUGACAGAAUGUACUCAUUUGAAAAAAAAAUUAAAGCAAAGACUGUUCAUUGUCCUUUUGUCAACUGAAAAGGCAAACCUGACUUAAUUCAAGACUGAAUAGUCUGAGUCACGGAUUAA
Molecule: messenger RNA, 2824 nt
Organism: Acanthaster planci (crown-of-thorns starfish)
Lineage: Eukaryota; Metazoa; Echinodermata; Asteroidea; Valvatida; Acanthasteridae
Biological process (GO): regulation of transcription by RNA polymerase II
Molecular function (GO): DNA-binding transcription factor activity, RNA polymerase II-specific; RNA polymerase II transcription regulatory region sequence-specific DNA binding
Source: RefSeq, a predicted model, not a curated record